UAUAGCUAACAUAUAUAAAAAAAACAUUUGAGAAUUUGCUGAAAUCGGCAACUGGGCAUGAGUUGUUUUGUGGAAAUCGACGGCUCCUACUUGGAAGGCGGCGGACAGGCACUGCGCAAUGCUUUAACCCUGAGCGUAAUACUAAAUCGUCCGGUGCGUGUGGUCAAGAUACGUGCCAAUCGUCCAAAGCCGGGUCUAUCCCAUCAGCACCUGCAUGGCGUUAAUUUGCUGCGCGACAUUUCGAAUGCCGAGGUCAACGGCAAUACGUUGCACUCCACGGAACUGACGUUUACGCCGCGAACGAUCGCCGGCACCAUGUACAAGGUGGACACACGAACCGCCGCCAGCAUAACACUUAUAUAUCAGAUGGUUAUGCCGGUGCUGCUAUUCAGUGGCACCUCGUCACGCAUCGAUGUCACUGGCGGCACAAACGUAUCGUUUGCCCCGCAAGUGGAAUAUAUGCAGCAAGUGCUGCAGCCGAAUCUGAAGCGUUUCGGCGUUAGUUUUGAUCUCAAGGUGCUGCAUCAUGGCUUCUAUCCACGCGGCAAUGGCCGUUGUAUGCUUGACCUGGAGCCGCUGCGCUCACUGAAUGCCGUUCAAUUAAAUGACUUCGGCCAGUUCCGAUCAGUCAAAGGUGCCGCCUACUAUGCCGGCCGUUUGCCAAAGUGCAUUGCCUUUGAUAUGCAGCAUUCGGCGGAGCGUGAAAUACAUCGCCUCUGGCCGGAUCACGAGUGCAAUAUACAGGUGUUCAAGCAUCCGCCGGACAGGGCGCGCGAUAACGGUGCCGGCAUCAUACUGACCGCGCUAACCAGCUCCGGCUGCGUGGUGGGUGCGGCCACUGUGGGCGAAAAGAACAUCGAUGGUCAUUUGAUUGGCUCGAAUGCCUCCUGUGAACUGGCCGGCUACAUUAAGAACGAGAUCUGUGUGGACACCCACAUGCAGGAUCAGCUAAUCAUUUAUAUGGCCCUGGCCAGCGGUUGCUCGCGCAUCCGUGCCGGCGCACUGACCAAGCACACACGAACAGCCAUUUAUGUGGCUGAGCAAAUGGCUGGCGUCAAGUUCAUCAUUGAGUACGGCAAUUUUGGCCAAACGCUCAUCAGCUGUGAGGGCAUCGGACAGCGGAAUGCAUAUAUGUAAGGGCGGACGGACACACGCACACGCA
This is a messenger RNA of Drosophila novamexicana, 1162 nucleotides long. RefSeq names its product RNA 3'-terminal phosphate cyclase (gene Rtca). The transcript has 2 exons. Gene Ontology annotation, cellular component: nucleus. NCBI's taxonomy places the organism in Eukaryota, Metazoa, Arthropoda, Insecta, Diptera, Drosophilidae. The record is from RefSeq and is a predicted model, not a curated record. Gene Ontology annotation, biological process: RNA processing. Bases 58 to 1137 code for a protein of 359 amino acids. Gene Ontology annotation, molecular function: RNA-3'-phosphate cyclase activity.